GUGUCUGAGCGGUCUAUGCUAGGCGCGCGGACUCCCGCGCGGUGUGCAGCGGGAUUGGGAUCCGGGUGCGGUGCGGUGCGGUGCGGUGCGGUGCGGUGCGGUGAUCUUGGACCCACCAGAAGGAUGGCAAACUCAACAUUGGGUGACAGGGGCCUCCCCAGUGCAGAACUCUGGUGCUCCCAUAACAGGAUGGUACUGGAGCCACUUGACACCAAUGACCCAGAGGUGCACAGCAUCAUCAAGAAGGAGAAGCAGCGGCAGAAGAUGGGGUUGGAGUUAAUCGCGUCAGAGAACUUUGCAAGCCGAGCAGUCCUGGAGGCCCUGGGGUCCUGCCUGAACAACAAAUACUCCGAGGGUUACCCAGGACAGAGGUACUACGGUGGGACAGAGUUUGUAGAUGAGCUGGAAAGGCUGUGCCAGAAGCGAGCCCUGCAGGCGUACCGGCUUGACCCCCAGAAGUGGGGCGUCAAUGUCCAGCCUUACUCAGGGUCACCCGCAAACUUUGCGGUGUACACGGCCCUGGUGGAACCCCACGGCAGGAUCAUGGGGCUGGACCUGCCCGAUGGGGGCCACCUCACCCACGGGUUCAUGACAGACAAGAAGAAGAUCUCUGCCACCUCUGUCUUCUUUGAGUCCAUGCCCUACAAGGUCAACCCCAAGACUGGUUACAUUGACUAUGACCAGCUGGAGGAGAAUGCCCGCCUCUUCCACCCCAAGCUGAUCAUAGCAGGUGUCAGCUGCUACUCACGCAACCUGGACUAUGCCCGCAUGCGGAAGAUUGCCGACGCCAAUGGUGCAUAUCUCAUGGCUGACAUGGCCCACAUCAGUGGGCUGGUGGCCGCCGGCGUGGUGCCCUCCCCCUUCGACCACUGUGACAUUGUCUCCACCACCACACACAAGACCUUGCGGGGCUGCAGAGCUGGCAUGAUCUUCUACCGCAAAGGCACCCGCAGCGUGGACCCCAAGACAGGCAAAGAAACGCUCUACAACCUGGAGAGCCUCAUCAACCAGGCAGUCUUCCCUGGGCUGCAGGGAGGCCCGCACAACCAUGCCAUCGCAGGGAUUGCUGUGGCGCUGCGGCAGGCCAUGACGCCCGAGUUCAAGGCUUACCAGCAACAGGUGGUCGCCAACUGCAAGACACUCUCGGCAACACUGAUGGAGCUAGGCUAUGACAUCGUCACGGGGGGCUCCGACAACCACCUGAUUCUCUUGGACCUGCGCAGCAGAGGCACAGAUGGAGGCCGGGCUGAGCGGGUGCUGGAGAUCUGCUCCAUCGCCUGCAACAAAAACACGUGCCCUGGUGAUGUCAGCGCCCUGCGCCCCAGUGGCUUACGGUUUGGGACACCGGCUCUCACCUCCCGCGGUUUCCGACAGGAUGAUUUCCGCAUGGUGGCUCAGUACAUCCACAGAGGGAUCGAGCUGACGCUGCGCGUGCAGAAGGACAUGAGCCCCAAGGCCACACUGAAGGAAUUCAAGGAGAAACUGGAGGAGGAGAAAUACCGGAGGGAGCUGAAGUCACUGAAGGAAGAGGUUGAGGCCUUUGCAGCGACCUUCCCACUCCCGGGGCUGCCUGUCCUGUAAGGGGAGGUACCCCUGGCUGUGCCAGGAGCCGAGGAAGUACCCAGGAUCACGGCACACUCGCACCCCGGUGCUUCCUCUCCCUGCUGACACUGGCUGCAGUGCAGCAGCAGCUCCUGGUUUGGCUCUUACUGACCUCUCCCCUCCCGUUCGGGGCACAGCCCCUCCCCGCAGGGAAACCAGCCCUUUCACCACUCAGUGUUACAGUUGGAACCAAGCACCAGGCAACCCUCAGCCCCACAGCCGGCUCCGACGCGGCGCUGGCUGGGGAAGCAGCAGACAAGGUUUAGGCAGGCCUGCCCACGGUCACCCGGACACCCCUGCCCGCAGCACCGGGAUGGUCGUGGGGGCCCACCUCCUUGGGCGUCCUUGGCUUGCAGUCCCACACACUGUGCUCAGCUGCACAAGAGCUGCUGAAAGCCUCCCCGGUUUCAGCCUUGAGGAUUGCCUUCAUGCGCACAAGCCUGCUCUCCUUUUGUCCCUUCCAGCCUCCACAGGCUUUGACAGGGACAAGGUCUGGCCUUAACAGCCCUCCUGGGAUCACCAUCCCAUCCUAGCCAGCAGCUCUGGUAUUUCCUCACACCUCUGAGCACAAAGCUUAGGUAGAACCAUUUUUUAAUAAGCACGGUAAAAUUAAGAAUUUAACCACAAUGUAUGACAAGAAUUAUAAGCUUUAAAAAAUACAACCAAUUUUUUUUUUUGUAUUUCAAAAAUAUCUGAACCCAAAUAAAUAAUUUUUUUUUAAAAAGUA
This is a messenger RNA of Falco peregrinus (peregrine falcon), 2329 nucleotides long. RefSeq names its product serine hydroxymethyltransferase 1 (gene SHMT1). The record is from RefSeq and is a predicted model, not a curated record. Gene Ontology annotation, cellular component: cytoplasm; nucleus; cytosol. Gene Ontology annotation, molecular function: glycine hydroxymethyltransferase activity; cobalt ion binding; pyridoxal phosphate binding. The transcript has 12 exons. Gene Ontology annotation, biological process: L-serine catabolic process; purine nucleobase biosynthetic process; protein homotetramerization. The coding region runs from base 16 to 1581 and encodes 521 amino acids. Lineage: Eukaryota; Metazoa; Chordata; Aves; Falconiformes; Falconidae.